AAAGUCGCGGUGGUUAAAGGGGGUUCGAAGCACAAAAAAGAAAGAAGACGAGCUUGGAGAAAGGUGUGGUUGGCUGACACAAGCGGGAGGGAGAUUUACUAGGAAGGAAGAUUGAGAAGGGAGCGAUAAAGAAGUGGGGAGAGUUGGAGAAGAGGGUUACAAGGCAAGGUAUGAAUUCUUAUUUCGCAAACCCGUCGCUCUCCUGCCACUUAUCCGGCGGCCAAGAGGUUCUGCCUAACGUGCCCAUCAACUCCAGCACCUAUGACACAGUCAGACAUUUCUCGUCGUACGGUGCCGCUGUGACCCAGAACCAUCGGAUAUACGCACCUUUCUACUCCCCUCAAGACAACGUGGUGUUCGGCUCUGGCCGGGCUCAGUAUGACUAUGGAUCAAACGUGUUCCUGCAGGACAAGGACGUGCUGCCCAGUUGCAGGCAAACAAACAUGGGACUGAACACAACACAGAGCCACAUUGGCCAAGACUACACUUUGGAGCAGGGCAGGGCGGCCCAGGAGCAGAAGAGCAACAUCCCGAUCUACCCGUGGAUGCAGCGCAUGAACUCACACAGCGCAGGAGUGGGCUAUGGGACAGACAGACGCAGGGGACGUCAGAUCUACUCCCGCUACCAAACUCUCGAGCUGGAGAAGGAGUUCCACUUCAACCGCUACCUGACCAGGCGCAGACGCAUAGAGAUCGCCAACGCGCUUUGCCUGACCGAGCGCCAGAUCAAGAUCUGGUUCCAGAACCGGCGCAUGAAGUGGAAGAAGGAGAGCAACCUGUCCUCCACGGUGGCCGGAGGAGAUUCCACGGGCGCCACGCAAGACGAGGAACGCGGUGCGAGUAGCGGCGCAGUGGAAGAAUGCAAAGAAGAGGAUGACAAGAAGAAGGAAUAGCUGAAGAGACAUAAAAAAUAGAACCCCAACAUUACUACCUAAAAAUGGAGCUGAAAGGGACGACACUGCAUGUCAACUCCCCCCUCGUCAAUGUCAUACCACAGGGGUGUUGAGCUUUACAAAAAAAAAAUCCAAAUAAUUUCAGCCACAUUAUGAAUCCUUUGACUCUCAUGGAUCACACUUAUGUUGUUAUUUUUUUUUACCUUGUCAGUGCCACAUUUGUAUUGUGCAAAUAAUAAAAAAACCCCGAAGUAUUAAUUCCUACGUUAUUUCCAGUGCCAGUAUAAACUAUUUAUCCCACAUGCAGCCCAUGCACCACUGUGAAGUCUCUUCUCACCAAAUACAGUGUUAUGUUAGUCUAUACAUUCCACGGAAGGAAGGAAUUGGACCUUUAAUUUGGUCAAAGUGUAAUUUACUACUUGAAUAUGUAUAUGAAUAUAUAAAUAGCUCUUGCAGAAACUUGAGAAUUGCACGACUAGACAGCAGUACACACUCAUAUAUACAUACAUAUAUAUAUAUAUAAAGAUAAAGAUGUGCCUGUAAAUAGGCCAGUCACACUAACAUUAUAUUAUGCAAAUCAUCUCCCAAUUGAUGUGCAUUUAUCUGCUUUGAUAGACAACGCAUAACACCAAGUUACGCUUAAGUCCCCUCUUCCCUUUAUUUUGACUAUUUGACACAUAUUCCUUGCGAAAUAAAUUUG
This is a messenger RNA of Dunckerocampus dactyliophorus (ringed pipefish), 1593 nucleotides long. It is a transcript of the gene hoxc6a, whose product is annotated as homeobox C6a. Bases 171 to 893 code for a protein of 240 amino acids. The record is from RefSeq and is a predicted model, not a curated record. Gene Ontology annotation, biological process: regulation of transcription by RNA polymerase II; anterior/posterior pattern specification. Gene Ontology annotation, molecular function: RNA polymerase II cis-regulatory region sequence-specific DNA binding; DNA-binding transcription factor activity, RNA polymerase II-specific. NCBI's taxonomy places the organism in Eukaryota, Metazoa, Chordata, Actinopteri, Syngnathiformes, Syngnathidae. Gene Ontology annotation, cellular component: nucleus. The transcript has 2 exons.